Molecule: messenger RNA, 420 nt
Organism: Ipomoea nil (Japanese morning glory)
Lineage: Eukaryota; Viridiplantae; Streptophyta; Magnoliopsida; Solanales; Convolvulaceae
Product: auxin-responsive protein SAUR68-like
Exons: 1
Coding region: 1-420 (139 amino acids)
Biological process (GO): response to auxin
Source: RefSeq, a predicted model, not a curated record
AUGAACAGUUCAAAGAGGCUCAUUAAGCUGGCCAGAAGAUGGCAGAAAUUUGCUGCCAUCCGAAGAAAGAGAAUUUCAUUUCCAAGUCUAUAUGAUGAUUCAGAUAGCUGCAGUACAGUUUACAAGGGUCAUUUCACUAUCUACACUGCUGAUCAGAAGCGGUUUGUUGUCCCUCUAUCAUAUCUCGAGAAUCAUAUCAUUAGGCAACUCUUAAGUAUGUCUGAAGAAGAAUUUGGACUUCCAAGCGAUGGGCCAAUUACACUACCAUGUGAUGCAGUCUUCAUGGACUACAUCAUUUCACUUCUUAGCCGAGGUUUAUCUAGAGAACUUGAGAAUGCACUGCUCGUUUCAGUUACUUCUCAUCGCUGUUCAUCAGCUCCGUUACUCCGAAAUCAGGAAUUGCUAGUUUGCUCAUAUUAA